Messenger RNA from Pocillopora verrucosa, 2770 nucleotides. Its product is annotated as XK-related protein 8-like. Lineage: Eukaryota; Metazoa; Cnidaria; Anthozoa; Scleractinia; Pocilloporidae. The record is from RefSeq and is a predicted model, not a curated record. Gene Ontology annotation, cellular component: membrane.
ACAGUGGAAGCCUAUUUGUAAUCUCCGAGGCUUGGCCUAAUUGAAAAGGGUAUCGGCAAAGUUUUCAAUUCUCCUCAGAAUAGCAAAUGACAAACAGUAAGGAAAUACAUGACGAAAUGAUAAAAAUGAAAAUGAAAGUCCAUCGGUCAAGACGCUACGUAAGUCCCUUGCGUGCUGAUGUCACUCUUUAAUUACCUCAUUCAUUCGAGCGAAGUCCAGUACAUGAUUAAUACAGAUUCAUUUCGCUGGCGUUACUCUAGUUAUCCAGGCCGUUUUAAACCGACAGAAGUGGUCAAAAAACGAGAAUGGUAACUUUUUAAAUGGAUCUUGAAAAUCCCAAUCGUCCCCAGACCGCUCUGAAGCUAGAUGAAAAACAGAAGCAAACCGUACGAGCUCUCAGGCGACAAAUUUCUUCUCAUUCCACAAGAAGCACGGAAAUAGAUGGCGACCACUUCGCGAAGUUAAGCGAGGAGGAAAUUAUUCUCCUUCGCAAGAUUGUUGAAACAUUCACAAGUAAUCAAAGGGAUGCUGAACUUACCGGGGAUGAAGUCGACGGCAAAGGUAGAAAAGUAGAUAGAAACUGGUCGAUAGAAAGUUAUCUUUCUGGAUCUUCUAAUCGGGGAAGCGGAACUUUCGUGAAUCCUGGUCGCUUUUAUGUUCGAGUUACACAAGAAAAUGUCAAAGCUGUGGAGCAAGUAUGUAUCGAAAUAGACAACGAGGAAUCCAAAAAUAAGCCUACCACAAAUGGUUAUGGGAAUUUAAGCGGCAGACAUUCAUUUGACAACGAAAUCGAAAGUAAAUACAAAUGUUAUUAUGGAUACUCUGUCGCUGUGACGAAGCAAAGUCACGAGGCGAUUGUAGUCAGAAAUUCUUACGUGACAGGCGCGUUACCGGAAGGCGUCACGAAUGGAACGAAAUUUAGUUUCACCGAUAGACCCUCUUGGAAUAAAGCUAGCGGACUUAAACAUUUACCACCAAGAGAACGCUUUAAACGAGCGGUACAUUUAGUGAUGGAUAAUUUGAAGAUGCGGCCUCGAAAAAUGGACAAAGACUUCUCGGAGUUAUGGCGGAAGCGUGGUAACGCAACAUGGCUCGGCAUUUUCUUCACAGUGGUGGCGAUUGGCGCGUUCUUCGCUGAUAUUGCCACGGACCUGAAAGUUGCAGCAGACCAUUUCAGAGCUGGUAGCAACUGGUGGGGAAGUUUCACGGUUAUGUUCGUGCUGCUUCCAUCUAUUAUCAUAAACCUGGUAUCUUUCUUUUGGUACAAAGAAGAUGAAAAGAUUGGAAGACGACCAAAAAGUGGCUGGAAAGUGGUCAAAUUAACGCAUUUCUUUUUAGUAGGGCCCAUAGAGAGGUACUGGAGAAUUCUUGUUAAAUCGUAUCGAAUAAAACGGAAGAAAGAAGAACGAGUUGUUGAUCACAAGAUAUUGAUAGCAAUGAAUCUCGACAGUGGCAUGCUGCAAAUGAUUUUAGCCUUUACAGAAGAUGCACCUCAGCUUGUUUUACAACUGUAUGUCCUUGUCUCGCGUAAAAUCCUUAACGCUUUUGAGGCAACAAGUGUCCGAGACUUGUGGACCAUCCUAUCCAUUUGUUUUUCCUUCGUUUCCUACUCCAGAGCAGUUGUUAACUACAUCAGCUGCCUCCGUGACUCAAAACGCCAUAAAGGCCAGUUACGCUGGUACGGUUACCUAUCCAUGUGGUUAUGGAGAGCUUUCAUGAUUAUUUCUCGAAUACUUACGCUCGUUUUCUUCGCAACAGAGUUUAAGCAAUGGUUUUUCAUUGCUCUUUCUAUUCACUUCGUCAUUGUCCUGGUGUUUCUUAUUCGUCACGAGCUUUAUUUUUUUCCAGGGUCCAAAUGGAAGCAGCAUCUUUUCCGUGCACUCAUGUCUUACAUUCAUUUGUUUUGCUUCUUUUGCCUGGAAGGCGUGCGUACCAUACCUUGGGCAAAAAAGUACUACAUCUUGACUUUUGUCGAAAAUCUGAUCUUCUCAGUUCUCUGGUACACAAACGGAACCAGACAUUUACCACCUCAAGUAGAGUUGGCAGGGUUUAUUUGCAUUUACGUGUUUUUCUCUGCAGGACUUUUCAUGAUGACGGUUUACUAUAAGUUUUUGCAUCCUCGAUUCAAUCAGCCUCGAUUCUCCUUAGCUGCUCCUUUGGAGUCAGAGCUUGCAGAUAAAGAUCCCAAACAUGGGCCGAUCAAAAACCAAGAACAACGCUUUGAACUUUGGAUUUAAAUAACUAAACGAAGUUAAUAUUUAAAGAAAUUUUGAAGGUUAUUCCGCAAUCAGUGUAGAGUGGAGAGAAGUGGUGGCCGAACUGUUAGGGUAUGUGGCUCCUGCUAGGAAAAGUCAGACUUCGAACUCGGCUGGGGUAAUUAGUCCUGUGCUCCUGGGCAAAGCACCUAAAUCUCCCUCCACCCAAGAAGUGUACACGAAAACUGGUAGACAUUCGGCAAAAGCUCAUCGAAUUCUGAGGGGUAACCCUGCGAAGGAGUACCAUCUUAUUAGGGGGGAACUAGCGAAGGUACUUCAUGCUUUGAAGUCCGGAAGAAAAUUCGGCGUUGUAGACUGUUGGGCUUGUGUGAAACCAAGCAUAUAGGACACCACAUGUCCUCAACAUGUCUAAGAAUAAUCAGAGCAGUAAGCAUAACACGUCAAAACUUACUUUAUUUUGAAGAAAUUUCAUUUACUUACUUAUUUAUUUUCAAGUUCAUUUGCACUUGUUUCUGUCAUAAUUUUUAUACCCUUUAAUAGAGUCAACUUUAACC